AUGUUGAACGAUGCAUCUACCGAGAUCGCGGCGCCCCUGUACCAUCCCUCGGAGUGGGAGAGAACAACGGGGUCUCUCCAAACCCUCCCGAGCUCCUCUACAGGUCCCAACUACCUUACCUGCCGGUUUCGUCGUCCCGAAGGCCGAAUCCAAACCAUGCCUACAAGGACGGCACACGGUGUCUUUAAUACACCGCUUAAUCCCGUAUGGCAUAGUGUGGCGCCAAAGAUCAGCACCAUCUUGAAGGACACAAAGAUACGCUAUGCUGCCAUCCAUGCAGCUUGCUUUAUGACCCACGGUGAGGAUCACCAGGGCUUGCACCGCGCUGUCGUAGAGUGGUUUGAGGGAGUCUCAGAGACCCUGGCUGGUUGUGCUCUUUUGUGCGCCACCGACGACAUGAAGCCUAUCUACCAUGUCCGGAGUGUCGCCUUUGUUUUCCAUGAGAACAAGACUAGAUCUGGCGAGCCCAGUUCGAGCGUCCUUAGUGUCAGUAAUUGUCACCGUGUGCGACUUGCCAGCGCCCGACGCUUCCGCAGUGGCCUAAAAGAGAUUGAGAAAGCCGUUGCCGACCUUGGCGGCGGAGUCGACGACCUUGCAGAUGAUAUUGCGGUGUUGCAGGCAAAGCUGGGGCGUGAUCUUGAGCAUCGAAACAUUGGCCAUGUUGAUUGGGCCCCCGCGAUCUCUGUUGUCGGGUAUCGCUACACCAGGGACAUCGGCACAUUCGUAGUUGAUGCGGAGCGCUUCAGGGGCCACUUUAAGGGUAAUGUUGUCGACCUAGUCAUGGAAGUCAGAAACAGCACUGACCUUACCGUGGGACGCUUCUCAGGCCUAGAGGCCUACACUUCCAGCGCGCUUGGCGUCGAGUCUUGGGAGAUCGCUCAACUCAAGAUUCAGUAUCCGUAUGCCGACUUCAACCGUGAUCACUUCUGA
Gloeophyllum trabeum ATCC 11539 is the source of this 930-nucleotide messenger RNA. RefSeq lists its product as uncharacterized. The record is from RefSeq and is a predicted model, not a curated record. The transcript is spliced from 7 exons. Lineage: Eukaryota; Fungi; Basidiomycota; Agaricomycetes; Gloeophyllales; Gloeophyllaceae. Bases 1 to 930 code for a protein of 309 amino acids.